Melopsittacus undulatus (budgerigar) is the source of this 3330-nucleotide messenger RNA. RefSeq names its product forkhead box D1 (gene FOXD1). The transcript has a single exon. The coding region runs from base 72 to 1337 and encodes 421 amino acids. Gene Ontology annotation, biological process: cell differentiation; anatomical structure morphogenesis; regulation of transcription by RNA polymerase II. Lineage: Eukaryota; Metazoa; Chordata; Aves; Psittaciformes; Psittaculidae. Gene Ontology annotation, molecular function: DNA-binding transcription factor activity, RNA polymerase II-specific; RNA polymerase II cis-regulatory region sequence-specific DNA binding. The record is from RefSeq and is a predicted model, not a curated record.
GGCGAGGAAGGCUCCCGCCCGCCCGCCGCACCGAGCCGGCCGCCACCAAUGCGCUGCCCUGCCGCCGCGCCAUGACCCUGAGCUCGGAGAUGUCCGAGGCGACGGCGCUGGCUGAGGAGACCGACAUCGAUGUGGUGGGUGAGGAGGACGACGAGGAGGACGACGAAGAGCCUCAGCCCAGCCGCCGCCGCCGCUCCUACGCCGAGGAGGAGGAGGAGGAGGAGGAAGAAGACGAGGAAGUGGGCGACCUCCACGACGACGCCCUUCUGCCGCGGUCGCCCGUGAGCGGCGGAGGCUGCGGCGGUGUAGUUGGGGCUGGCGGCGGGGACGGUGUCGGCGGCUCUCGGCCCCCCUCGCGGGGCGGCCCACAGAAAGCACCGGCGGGCGGCGGUGGGGCAGGCGGCAGCGGCAGCGGUGGUGGGGCAGGCGGCGGCAGCAGCAAGAACAGCCUGGUGAAGCCGCCCUACUCUUACAUCGCCCUCAUCACUAUGGCCAUCCUGCAGAGCCCCAAGAAGCGGCUGACGCUGAGCGAGAUCUGCGAGUUCAUCAGCGGGCGCUUCCCCUACUACCGGGAGAAGUUCCCCGCCUGGCAGAAUAGCAUCCGCCACAACCUCUCCCUCAACGACUGCUUCGUCAAGAUCCCUAGGGAGCCCGGCAACCCGGGCAAGGGCAACUACUGGACGCUGGACCCGGAGUCCGCCGACAUGUUCGACAACGGGAGCUUCCUGCGCCGCCGAAAGCGCUUCAAGCGGCAGCAGCUCCCUGCUCCCGAGCUGCUCCUGCGCGCCGUGGAUCCCGCUGCCUUCCUCCCGCAGCCCCCUCCCCAGCCCCCGCAGCAGCCGCCCUGCGCCUAUGGACCCUACGGCUGCGGCUACGGCCUCCAGCUUCAGCCUUACCACCCCCACUCCGCCCUCUUCACCUUCCAUCACUCCUCCCCGCCGGCCCGCCAGCCCCCUGCCGCACCCGGCAGCGGUCCCGGAGCGGCGCUGCCCCCAGCCGCCGCGGCCGCACCGCCGGGGUCCUUGCUGCCGGCGGCGGAGCUGGCACGGACGCCCUUCGGCUACGCGCACCCGCUGGGCCCUGCGCUGGCGGCCUCGCUGCACGCCGCCAAGCCUGGCAGCGGCGCAGCGCUGGCCCGCUCGCCCUUCUCCAUCGAGAGCAUCAUCGGUGCGGGGCCCGCCCAGGGUCCCAGUCCCGGCGCGGGCAACAGCUGCGCUUCCCAGUCGGCCGCGGCGCCGGGGCUGUCCCGCUCGGUGGGGAGCGCUGGGGGCGGCCUGCCCCCUGCCGCCGCCCUGCCCGCCGCGCCCGGCUUCGCGGCACGGAUCUCUAACUGUUAAGGGUGUGUGAGUCUUUCCGAAGGUAGGAUCUGGGGUAUCUAUGUCCUUUCUCCGCCGUUCGGAUGGACGCCCGGCAGACACCGCCCGGAGGGAAUGCGGGCUUUGCAUGGGGAUUUCGCGGUGGGGCUCGGGAGGGAGCCGCUGCGGUGGCGGACCGCACGGGCAGGCGGUCACGCUAUAGCAAAGUUACUCGUUAUUCCUUAAAAAAUCAAAAAUAAUGGUGAUAAAUAACGUCUCUAAACCGUUAAAAGUUCAGAGAUUCUCAGGUCUAGGAACUUGAAAACAGUGAUGUACAGGAAAAAAAAAAGGCUUGAGGGAGGACAGCAAAGCAAUACUUUUUCAUUUUAGUACACUUGUCUCAUAUACUUUUAUAAAAGAAAAGAUUAACAUGUUUACACAGAAGAAAGUCAAGAUUAUCAUUUCUUAUUUUAACCUGUGUUUUGUAUUAUAAUAGACUUAUGGAGUUUUUUAUUUUGUACUUUAUGCAUAUUCUUUACAAGGAAUAUUGUUAAAAAAUUACUGGCAAGUAUUAUUGUACCAUUUUAAUGUAAAAUUUUUACACAAUUUCAAAAAUAAAAUUUUUAAUUUUCAAAAAAAAAAAAAAAAAGUGCAAAACCAAACCCAAAGACCAAAGGAGCCCAGCCAAACAAUUGGCUUCGGACCCUUCCCUUCUUAAUACUUCUCCCUUCUUUGGGACAUUGGAAAUUUUUCUUGGGGAUUAAUAAUACAAUAGCUAAGGAAUUGUAAAGCUUGCAAUUUAUUAUGACUGGAUUUGACCGCAAAAAAGCAAAUCAGAAUACGAGCUUUGUAGUCAAACCAUUGUUAACUGUAGCGGAGAAUGAAAGACAAACAAACAAACAAAUAAAUAAACAAAUAAUGGACAGCAGAGAGAAUAAAUAGAAAUAAAUCUUUCUCGGGGCAGUAAAGCCCGGUUCCGUAGGGCAUCAAUGGGGUGAUGGGUUAGAAAGACGGCUUAAAACUGUUUUUUAUACUUUUGGGUGUGUUUUAAAUCACAACUGCAUCACAGUUUGGUUUCCAAGGGGCCUAAAUUAAAAUACUGCUAAUAAGAGGCUUGUACUGAACUUCAGAGGGAUUUGACCAAGACGCUUAUGUUUCUGUGAUAAUAACAGGGACAUGGGUUUCUACUUUCCAAUACACAUAAUAUAAAAUGAGUGUUGGGAUAUCCUCGUGUGACAAGCUGAUCAGAUGCACGAUGUAAGGAUGUGUAAGUGUAUGAAACAAACCAUGAAGGCAGCUCUUCUGAGCGUGAACUGUUGUAUUAAUCUGUAAAAGAUCGAUAGAUACCUAUUUCAUAGUCUAAAAUUAUUUUUAAACAUAAAAGCCAUCUUCAAAUAUUCGGAUUUUAGGCAUGAAGAGAGAGUCGCAGGGUUUAAGAGCAGGCGUUGAUGGCCUGUUGUGCACUCGGAAAGCGAAUUUUCAAAUCAGGGCGGAGCUUUUCAGGUACGAAUAUUUAUACCAAUUUAGUAGAUUCAAGGAUAAAUUAUGUGAAUUUUAGCGAAAAGGAAAAAAAAAGAGUGGUGCCUUUUAGUGCUCUUUGGAGUGAGGAGGGGAGGAUUGUGUGGUUACAUGAUUUUAUGUACAGAAAAACCUCGUCGCCUUGAUUUUAAAUAUUAUCACGGAUAGAAAAGUGAUGCUUUUCUGUUUAGUUUGUAGCAAUCCGGGUUGAAUUACUGGUUUUCAGUAACUGGGAAGCCUGGUCGCAACAUCUCUGCUAGGCCCAUCUUCAGUCUGCAGCUGGAGGGCCUCUUUGGUUGUCCCUGGUCCCUUAGAGGACAAGGAAGUGAAGGCAAGAUUAAUUUCUAAAAGUGAAGGGGAAAAGAUCCGAGAGGUACCGCAAACCUACCCUUGGGGUGGGGCGCAUCCUCUUCGCUAGGGACCGGUUAACUCGCUUCCCUGGACCUGGCCGCAUGCACCGAGCUGCGGCGCCGGGAUAGAGUGGGGUACCGAGCUCGGCCUCGGAGCCCCUCGGAGA